ACUCCGGCGCUCGCCAUGGUGGACGAAAAGCCCAAGGAAGGAGUCAAGAGUGAGAACAACGAUCAUAUUAAUUUGAAGGUGGCGGGGCAGGAUGGUUCUGUGGUGCAGUUUAAGAUUAAGAGGCAUACACCACUUAGUAAACUAAUGAAAGCCUAUUGUGAACGACAGGGUUUGUCAAUGAGGCAGAUCAGAUUCCGAUUUGAUGGGCAGCCAAUCAAUGAAUCAGACACACCUGCACAGAUGGUAAUGGAGGACGAAGAUACGAUUGAUGGGCGGUGUCUACUGAAAAGGGAACCGGCUGCUUUACUCCAGAACUCUGACCUUACAGACCAAGAACACAUUCUCAACCUGAAAACUGCGAUUGGUUCCAUCACAUCCUGA
Molecule: messenger RNA, 381 nt
Organism: Lepus europaeus (European hare)
Lineage: Eukaryota; Metazoa; Chordata; Mammalia; Lagomorpha; Leporidae
Product: small ubiquitin-related modifier 2-like
Exons: 1
Coding region: 16-381 (121 amino acids)
Biological process (GO): protein sumoylation
Cellular component (GO): nucleus
Molecular function (GO): ubiquitin-like protein ligase binding; protein tag activity
Source: RefSeq, a predicted model, not a curated record